Paramuricea clavata is the source of this 4849-nucleotide messenger RNA. The record is from the annotation of a GenBank genome assembly. Lineage: Eukaryota; Metazoa; Cnidaria; Anthozoa; Malacalcyonacea; Plexauridae.
AUGAAAAAUUCUUUGUCUUCAACUCGUACAUUCCUGUACACUCCUCCACUGUGGAACAUAAGAAUGGUUCUACUCCUAACUCUGUUCCUAGUGUAUGAACUAAGCAGUACAAUAGAGGCAAAGUCACAUACAUUAAGUACGUAUAUGAAUCGGACUGUCGUCAGUAAAGCAGGCAGAUAUCUCACCAUCGGCAAACAAGGAAUAACUGGAGAAUAUUCAUAUAGCCCGUACGGUAAGAAAAUUUGAGAUUUGACUUUAGUAACAUAUCUAGAGAUAAUUUUCAACCACAUUAAACAAAACCCAAAGAAAACUGAUCACGGGUGGACGGUAAUAAAAAAUUAACACGCUUUGCUUGGUAGGGAUGCAACUGCUACCUGAAAAAUAUAAGUAGAAAAAAAUACUGGCCAGUUUUAGAAGUUAUAUCACACAUUGUACCUAUUAUAUAAUGGCGAUUUGCAAAACGAAGAUUGAGCUGAUCGAGUAUUUUGACCGAUAUAUUGAGGUGUUUUAAUUAAAAUCACUAUUAAUAAUAAAUAAACUUGGAGUGUAUAAUUUAACUUCCCAUACAAACCAGUGUAUUCAAAGUCAAAGAGGAAUUUAACGUUAAUAGAAACAUUAACGUUAUAAGAAAUUUGACUUAAUUGACGUGGAUAUCUAUUACAGUGGUGACACUAAAACAACGAUAUACGGUGAUGAUUUCCGUGGGUUUUACUCAUGAAUUGUUUGUUAAUGAGUUUUGGAAAUCACUUUAAAAAAUCAUUAAUAAUUCAUGAAGCAAUUAUCCAAUCUUGAGUAAGAAAUUAGUCACGUGCAUGCAUACGUCUUUAUACCAGCUAAAGAACACUUUAACAAAAGACCAUUGUUAUGCAAACUAUAUAAAGAUUUUUAUAUAAAGAUUUUUAUAUAAAGAUUUUUAUAUAAAGAUUUGACUUAUUAUGCAUACGUUUUUGAAGUCAUUUAAAAAACUCGCGGGUCGUGUUUUGAUUAGGCCUAACAAAGCCAAAGGGACUUCGAGGUGUUUUGAAUCUUUUACAGGCUGACACUAUUAUCUCUUCUUCAUUAUUGAAUCAAAUGAAACAAAAUGUCCAACGAUUUAAAACAAUUCUUUGUUCACUUGGUAUAUCAGGGUGUAUAGUAGAUACUAGUAGAUUAUGUAAAUAUCUCUCUCCUUUUCCAUUGCAGCUAAACUAGCGAUACGCACAGUUGGAUUUAACUCAGAGAUUACAAUAAAAGCAGUGAAGAUGGAUAAAUACCUGGCAAUGGACAGCACCGGGAAAGCUUAUUUAGUGGUAAGUGCUUGUUUUCGCUUUUGAACUGUUCAGAUCCAAAAGUUGAGGUUUUGUAAGGGAAUGAAAAAUACACUUCAUCUUUGGUUUAUCAAAGGGAAAAAAUAUCCAAUGUUUCAAACUUAGCCAGAAUAUACCAUGCACGAUUUAGGGUGGCUUUAUUAUGGCACUCAGUUGUAACACUGUUACAAGUGUUACACAGUGUUAAACAAUGCUACAUAUUCUUACAUAGUGUUACACAGUGUUAUACAGUGUUACACAUUGUUACAUAGUGUUACACAGUGCUACAUAGUGCUACAGAGUGCUGACAGUGUUACAUAGUGUUACAAAGUGUUACAUAGUGUUACAUAGUGUUACAUAGUAGUACAUAGUGUUACACACACUAACCCUACCCCUAACCCCACCCCUAACCCUACCCCUAAAUAAAGAUAGUGUAACACUUGUAACACUGUUACCCGAGUAUAUACCCGAUAAUACACCCUAAAUCAUGCAUCAUAUGAGCCAGAAGCAGUCCUUACCAUGUAACAUGUACAAGUUUAGUCAUGCAACCACUUAACUAUGCCUACAGAAUCCAAAUUCUUAAAAGACCUGCAUGGAAGUUACACCAUUAUCCUUCGUAUAUAUACCAAGGAUAAUGGUAACCGCCAUGCAGGCCUUUUACAAAUUUGGACUCUGUAGAAAUAGUUAAGUGGUUUCAUUCUAGCUUUUAUAAUAUAUUCAGUGGAUUAAGUGCUUUACAUUGUCCAUCUCUGAAGGACCAUCAUCGUAGAAAGCAAUUGGUUACUAUAACUAUAAGCUUUAAUUAAACACAAAACAAUACACGCAUUGUAACAUUGUCAUAGAGAAUGACAAUGUUUACAAUUUACAGACAAUUUAUGCCUGCAUGGAUUCUUUUAAACAAAUGUUAGCUUUCCAUGUCUCAGUCCAGACCUGGAAAGAGUGUUCAAUGUUCCUCGGAUCCUGAAUUUGCUUCUCUGAAUGUUCCUCAAAAUGCGUAAAAACAAUGGAAAAUUCGACAGUGCAUUACGCCAUUAUGUACGCAACAACAAAGUAUGUAUACCUGUCUGUAUUUAUGUCACAAACGGCAGAUAAGGAAGUAUAUGAUAUUAAGAGGAGAAUCUUUUGUAUGUCACGCUCAAAACUAUCUUUCCACUUGGUUAUGACUAGUAUAUUCAAAUAAAAUAAUGCUAAAAUGAAGAGAUUUUAGAUAAUACCCAAAAAGAAAAUGAUGUCUGAAGUUCAGUAAGUUUUGCUUAUAUUGCUGUAUAUAAAUAUGGCGCCAAUUUUAUAGGCUGCGAACAGGCUCUCUCUGAACUCUCUUUGAAAUUUGAGAGAGAGCCUACAGGCCUAGCUAAUAAAAAUGCGUCUUUGGCGUUGCUUACAACGACGCAGGGUUCCCAUUGGUUGAAACCGAGUAGUUGGUUAUUAACUACAUCAUACUGCCAUAAAAGGUAAUGAAAUUUACAAAACAAUAGAUUCAAGAUGUCAAAACAAAACGCGGAAAUCGAAAAAUAUCGUUCUAUAGCGAUAAAAAAAUGUAUUAGACGAGUUGUAUAGAAAACUAAAUUUGGGCAGUCAAAUGGGCAGUCAAAAGCUCUUAGCAAUAUUCUAGACGGAAACGAUGUUUUAUGCUGUAGGCUUUAAAUUAAGAGAGUUUGGCAAAAUAACGGCGACGGCAACGUGCUUAUAUCAAGUUAUCAACAAUAGCAUCUUUACUCUAAGACAAAGGCGACUAUAAAUUGUAUUCCUUUGUCUUUGAACAUUCUAGUACGCCGUAGUUGUUCAAACUGCCACGUUAUUUACAUCAUUUUCACGGCUCAUGACCACGCCAACAGAGUAAAACGUUAAAGUCCUUCAUUCCUUUGCGGUGUUUUAUGUGAAUUCACUUACUAUUGCUACUUCAGGGAAUUUCAGGGUUGUUUCGCUUAAAUACAAAAGUAUAAGUAAUUUUCUUUUCUGCCAUCGCCUUUGUUGGUUGCCAAACUCACUAAUGACACUGGUAUUACCGACAGGCUAUACGGCAAAAGCUUAAUAUUUCAACUUUCGGUCCUCGUCCAGGAGAGGGAAAGAAGAGAACCCGCUAUAGCCAUCAUCAUUUAUUCAUUUGUCCUCUAAUUAGUAUUAUAGAGGACUAAAUGGAAGAAGCUAAGGACCUUGGUAUUAGCUCGGUUUGCGUUAGUGACGAAUCAAACAUUAGGGGACAUAAAAUCGGGGAAAUUUCAUUUGAUAUUUGGAUCGGCCGAAAACGUUCUUAACAAGUGUAGUAUCGACGCUUUAAAAUAUUCAAGUUGUCAUUUGCGUAUUAAUCGUUUGGUUGCUUUUGUUAUAGACGAAUCUCACGUCAUUGAGACGUGGACUGGUGAAAGGAAAAUACAAAUUCAAAAUGCACAUUUUAUUUUUAUGCAUGUCCCGCAUAAUCUUUCAGACCAUUCUGGACCUCUUUCACAAACAAUCCCUAUAUUUUGCAAAAGAACUUCAACCCUAUCUUGCCCUACUGUUGGCUUGACUUGAGCAAGUUCACUAUUGAAACGGACUUCCAUGCAUGUACUGUAUCUCCGUAUUUUACUUUUAAAGAAGCAUUGCAACAAUGGCAAAAUUCGUUCACAUUUUCAGCGGUUUUUUACGAGUAAAUUUUUUUGGAGUUUCUUUCCAACUUGACAUUACAGACUUGUUGUAAACAAUUAUGCGUUGAAAUCGAGAUUUGCAUUUUGUUUACAUCUAUAUAUUCGCAGGCUAUUACAUAAGGCGCGUGCCUGAUAUUAAUUUGUCACAUUGUAAUUUUGAAUGAUUAAAAUUUGACACAUUUUCAUUUGAUUGACAACACUAUUAAGAAGAUGGGCACAGACGUAUUUUUAUUGACUAAAUCGGCAGGCUCUAAUUCAAUUCAAAGAGCCUGUUCGCAGGCUACCAAUUUUACAGCAAUGAUAAUUGUGUUUAAAUUGACAAUAUUUAACUACAUAUUACAUUGUGUUUCUCAACCGCCAGAUACAUUCAAAAAGGUUGCUAACUGCCUUAACUACAAAAUAAAGCUAAAACAAAUUUUGAGAGAAACGCCAAAAAGAUUUUAGGUUUUGAACACUUUUCAUUGCAAAUACGCGACGUUGAAAAAAAUUGCCUCUUAAUAAUGAUUCUUUGUGAUUCUCCCUUAACUUAUAUUGAGUAAAUUCGAAAUAUUCUCUAAUCUGCUUGCUAAGGCAAAAAAUCGAGCUAUCGAUGAUCCCACUUUUUUCUAGAUCUGUCUGAGUCUAUAAUAUGAACUACUCUCGUCUGGGUCUAGCUGUAACAAUUGUGAAAGGUCCUUCACUCCAUCUCAAAGUUAUUGGCUUCAAAGUUAUUAAAGGUAAACUAUGAGAAAUGUACUCAAAAUGUAAUCUUUUUUCUAGGUAAAUGAAACGAAAGAAGCAGUGUUGACCAUUAAAUUCCGAAUAAUUACUGGAUUUUUCUCAAUUCGCUCUAAGUCAUAUCCAUCAAAAUAUCUGGCUAUCUCUGGAACGGGAUCUGUUAGUGGUGGUACGAAUACGAAGAGUGAUGAUACGUUGUUUGCCUUGUUGUUUACUACUUAA